Messenger RNA from Lathyrus sativus (Indian pea), 243 nucleotides. Lineage: Eukaryota; Viridiplantae; Streptophyta; Magnoliopsida; Fabales; Fabaceae. The record is from the annotation of a GenBank genome assembly.
AUGGGUACUUUUAUUGAAGAUGGAUCCCAUGAAGCUAUUAUUGCUGUCAUUCACGCGUUGAUUGCUCAACUUACAACCUUUCCAGUUACUACUUCAACUAAUUUGACGCGCCGACAAGAAAGAACCAAAGUAUUUUGCGAGGCAAUCCGUGCUCUGGAUGCUACAGGUUUGCUCCAUGACAUUUAUAAAUCUUUCUUAUUGAUCAUUUUCAAGGUAUUUUCUGGUAUUCUUGCCAUGGUGUAA